CUAUGGAUAUCCACCCAGUAAAGUUCAGAAGCUUUAAAGUCUAAACCAUCCAAAAUCCAAGCCUCUGGUUAUGCUUUCGGGACGAGGGUCUUAGACUUACCUCCUUAUUUAUCUCUUCUAUCCGGCUUUGAGGCUUGUAACUAUUAUUACCUAUAAUGUGUACCAUUUGGCCAUAGCCGUGUUUCGCUUUCGCCGUUCCUAAAUCCUAAGUUUCUUCCUCCUUUCGAAGAGAUUGUACGGUUGUUCGAUUUCCUAGAGUUAUGACAGAUCCUCGAAAUAAACGAAUCGCGCGUACACAGGAUGCUUCCCUACAUCAAUAAACCGUUUGAGUUCCUGUCUGGGGUCGUUGGAGCUUCCCCUGAUGAGCUCAAGCUCAUUUUCUCCUUUUUCAUAUCGUAUCCGCUCGCCGGCCUCUUAAAACGUGUCCCAGACGCUCGUCCCGAAUACAAAAAUGCAUUUGUGAUCAGUGGUGGCCUCUUCUACUUAGUAGGCCUAUACUCCCUAUGGGCCGGCGUCAGAACCCUCUUCAUCUCCUCCGCCGUCACCUACGGCCUCGCCCACUACCUACGAACGUCCGCAUACAUGCCAUGGAUCGCCUUCGUCUUCCUCAUGGGCCACAUGGCCGCAAACCAACUCACACGACAAUUCGCCGAUAACCCAGCCGAGAUCGAUAUCACAGGCGCCCAGAUGGUUCUCGUCAUGAAGCUAUCCGCCUUCGCGUGGAACGUGGCGGACGGCACCCUGCCCGAGGACCAGCUCAGCGAUUUUCAGAAGUCGAGGAGGAUACUCAAGCUACCUAGCCUGCUAGACUACGCGGGAUACGUGCUGUUCUUCCCGUCCUUGCUGACCGGCCCAGCGUUCGAUUAUAACGAGUACCGCGGAUGGCUCGACUGCACUAUGUUCGACGUCCCGGCGACCAUCGACCCCGCCAAGAAGCCGCCGACUAGGAAGAAGCGCAAGAUACCGAGGAGCGCCACGCCCGCCAUGUGGAAGCUCGCGAGUGGCUGUAUCUGGGUAUACCUGUUCUUGAACCUGAUCAAGUACUACAGCCACGAGGUGCUGCUCGACGACAAAUUCAUGUCGCUAGGGUUCGUGCGCCGCGUCUUCAUCAUGCACAUGGUCGGGUUCACGGCGCGGACCAAGUACUACGGCGUGUGGUCGAUGGCGGAGGGUUCGUGCAUCCUCGCCGGCCUGGGGUACAACGGCGUCGACCCGGUCACCGGCAAGAUCUCCUGGGACCGCCUCCAGAAUAUCAACCCCUGGGGCGUCGAGACCGCGCAGAACAGCCGCGCUUACCUCGGCAACUGGAACAUGAACACGAAUAAGUGGCUGAGAUACUACGUUUACCUACGUGUGACACCGCGCAACAGGAAGCCCGGGUUCCGCGCUAGCAUGGCGACGUUCGUGACGAGCGCUUUCUGGCAUGGGUUUUAUCCUGGGUAUUACAUGUCUUUUGUGCUUGCGAGUUUCGUGCAGCAGGCUGCGAAGAAUUACCGCCGCACAAUCCGCCCCUUCUUCCUCGACCCCGUAACCCAAAAACCGCUCCCGAGCAAAAAAUACUACGACAUCGCAUCCUGGCUCGCGACACAAACAACCUUCUCCUUCGUCGUCGCCCCCUUCGUCAUCCUCCGCCUCGACCAGAGCCUGCUCGCGUGGCGCCACGUCUACUUCUACGCCAUCCUCACCACCGGCGCUAGCAUGGCCGUUUUCGCUUCCCCCGCGAAGAAACACCUCAGAGCGGUGCUCGAGAAACGCACGAAGGAUGCCGGCGCGAAGAUGGUCAGGAGCGCUAGCACGGAUAGUGUUACGGGUAGGGGACGGGAGCCCGUGUUGGGUGUUAGCGAGGAUCCCGGGCGCGAUAUCGAUGAGGCGAUUCAGGAAUUUCGCAUUGAGGUUGAGAGGGCGCGGACGGGGACUUUGGAGGUGGGGGUUAGGGGGAGGGCUGGGGCGAGGAAGGGGGAGUGAGUGUAGGUAGUGGUGUGAUUGUGGAGGGGAAUUGGGGGGUUGGAUGUAAUGAGGUCUUAUCUGAGACAUGAGGUUGGUGGCUUGGUGGCUUGGAUUAAGUAAUACGGUGUAGAUAAGAUGAGAUAGAUGAGAAAUUCGAGAAGUAUUCGUAUGACAUGAGGUGAUAUGGAGCGGUGCUCUGGGUUGAUGGGAAUGUGAGGUCGGUUAUAUGUGUCUGGGUAUCGAAGUGCUUUGGGAGGGAGUAUGGUGAUGGUAAGGAGGAGACCGAUGGCCGGUGGUGAAACUUCCGGUCGAUAUUCUACCUAGAAGAAACGACUUUCUGCCCAUGUUCUAUAUAAGUACAUAGAUGUGAUAUAAAAUAAUAAGGACAGGAAAUAUCAUAUCAUAUA
This is a messenger RNA of Annulohypoxylon maeteangense, 2354 nucleotides long. Its product is annotated as MBOAT family protein. Gene Ontology annotation, biological process: glycerophospholipid biosynthetic process; lipid modification. NCBI's taxonomy places the organism in Eukaryota, Fungi, Ascomycota, Sordariomycetes, Xylariales, Hypoxylaceae. Gene Ontology annotation, molecular function: 1-acylglycerophosphocholine O-acyltransferase activity; 1-acylglycerol-3-phosphate O-acyltransferase activity. The transcript is spliced from 5 exons. Gene Ontology annotation, cellular component: membrane; endoplasmic reticulum. The record is from RefSeq and is a predicted model, not a curated record. The coding region runs from base 301 to 1965 and encodes 554 amino acids.